Ostrinia nubilalis (European corn borer) is the source of this 6682-nucleotide messenger RNA. It is a transcript of the gene c11.1, whose product is annotated as maestro heat-like repeat-containing protein family member 1. Gene Ontology annotation, cellular component: cytoplasm. The coding region runs from base 144 to 5087 and encodes 1647 amino acids. Lineage: Eukaryota; Metazoa; Arthropoda; Insecta; Lepidoptera; Crambidae. The record is from RefSeq and is a predicted model, not a curated record. The transcript has 12 exons.
ACGUCACCGUAUUGUUGUUUUGGUUGUCGAUUCUUGGUUGUCGCACUUUUGCAAUAUCUUCUUUAAAUCAGUCUCGAGUGGAAAACUUUACUAAUGAAUAUUCAUGCGCAGUUCUUUUAGGCAAAAUCUAUGUGAAUCUUAAAAUGUCUUCGAAAGCUGAUACCUUAAAAGAAACUGUGACUGUGCUAAUAAAUGCUGCUGGCGAUAGUGAUAAUUCAGUCAAUAAUGUAGUUAUCAAGUCCUUGACCAAGGUCGCGAACUCGUAUCCCAAUGAGGUGAUAGAAAUAUUCUGUGAAUUCUACAAGAACACAAUCAAGGUGAACACUUCACAGCUGGGCAAUAUUAUAAAAGUACUGGAACAAACAUGCGUCAACCAGGUGAAGAAGCUGGAGAACACAACGGCAACGUUGCUGGUGAACUCCAUGCUUCGGGCCAUGACCGAGAACCCACAGUACGAACCAAUAGUCCAGAUAGGAGCCUCCUCAGUGCUGGUCGCGGUUGGACAUGAACAUUUGGACUUGGUACUCCGUCUACUAAUUAACCAGCUGACCCCAGCGUCGGUCCCGCACUACACCAUCGCUCGAACCCUGGGCACCUUAGCCGCGGUCAACACCUACGCAGUAGUGCCUCACGUCAAGGAGGUCCUGGGCAAAAUGCUGCCACUCCUGCCGCUCGUCCGACACGACGCUGUGAAGCAGGCCUUUGCUUACGCUUUCGGCCACUUCGCAGUUGCGGUCUCGGAACAGAUCGGCGAUAACGUCGAAAACGACAACAUAACAUCGAUCAAAGACAAUUUUGUCACAGAGUUCUCUAUAAUCUUCGACGUGUUGUACAACCAGUGGCUGCCCUCGAACGAGCCGAAGGUGUCAGAGGCGGUUCUCGAAGCACUAGGUCCCAUCACCAGACUCAUACCCGAAAGGCAAUUCAACGAGACAGUCAACAAAUUUGUCCUCUCAUUGCUGUCUUUGUACCGUAAGCCAACGAUAAACGCCUACUACAUCAGUCAAUGUAUCUCGUACCUACUGUCGCCAUCGCCUCUCAACCCCAAACUGAGCUUAAACGACAGCGUAAUAAACUCAAUCAACCACGUCCUAUUCAAUUUGAUCCUAGUAGAGCCAGAUUACGAUCAGCCGCAUACGGUGAAAAACCAUUUCGAAGUAUUACGCUGCUUCGAUCAUAUGGCAGGGCAGUUUCCUGACCAAACCAUUGAGAGUCUUCUCCAUCAGUGUAAGAACAACCAGGAAAAAGACCGGAUGAAAGCAGUCAUUAUUCUGACCCACUUGACGACUUCGUCACAAGUAUUUGUAGAAAAUUAUGCCGUCAAGUUCAUCGCCAUAUUAAAGGUCAUGACGACAAUGGAGCAGGGCUUGAAAAUGAAGAAGUUGCUCGUGAAAGCUAUCGUUGGUUUGGUCUAUAGAAACUGCAUUACAUCUGCCGAAGAUUUCAUUAUGGUCGAGUUCAUUAUAAAACACUGCGGCUGUGAAGGCCCUCCGAAUGUGCCGAAGAAUGAAAUCGAGGAUUUGCACAAUACGUACAAAAGUUCCCUUAUUCUCAUGUGUAACACGGUGACGAGUGUUCGCACACAAUUGAGAAGUUUACUCCUAGCUGCACUUACCGUUGAUGACUUUACCUCGUCCAUGUCGACUGUUAGCCAAUGCCUGACAUCGCUGCUACAAAACAAUUCCGACGCAGGCGAGGAUGAUCAGAAAGAAACACUAAAAGAUUUGAGGUACACCCCCGACCAAGUCUUCACAAGAUGCAUAACUUACAUAGCAGACCCUGAACAGAUAGAACGAAACAAGAAUUUGCUCAUAUUCCUUGAAGAAUAUUCUGGAGAUGUCCAUAAGAAUUUGAAAAACUCCUGGACUGUUGAGAUUCAAAGACUUCUGAAGUUUGUCGACAAAAGCGAAUCAAAUGAACAGUGGCAUAACAUGCUUAUAGAUCUCUUAGAAUCAGCUAUAGAGAAUGUGAACAAUAACAAAUGGGUGGAAAAUAUAGCCGCUUUGAUAACGCAACAAGUUCUGUCCAAAAAGCAGUCGCCAAUUAUCAAGGGAAUGUCUUUACAAUAUCUGGCCAUAUUGACGUGCCAUAUGACUAACGCUGCAGUGAUAGAAAACGUUUUGAAGAUUAUUCUCUUCGCCCUUAAAUCCAUUCCGAUGGAAAGCGUCGACUACGUCAGCAAAGCGAUAGGAAUAGCUUCCAGACAACAUGGCGAGUUUGUUCUCAACGAACUCGAUGCCACUUACAAGGAGAACGAGUCGAAGAGAGGCAAUAAAAUCCUUAACUUCUUAUCAUCUAGAAAUUCUAAGAGCGAAGUAGAGCUUAGCUCUGUAAAAUACGCAGUGAUCACUUGCUACGGAAAAGUAGCUGAAAACUGCUUGGAUGUGCACGUUUUGGCGAGGUUAGGUGAUAACGUUACAUCAAUUUUGUUCGAAAUUUUGAAGACCAACCCUCCCUUUGAUUUGUGCAAAGCAAGUGUCACCACCCUUUACCAAAUUAGCAAGGCCUUAUAUCCUGCAGCCCACCACAAUGUGGCUCUCAGGAAUCGCUGGCAACUCCUGAAUGCUGUUCUUGAACAGAUUUACAAUCCGAAUUUGGACAGAUGCAACGUGGAGCUGUAUCCUAUAGUCGUAAAAGCUUCGAAGAGUCUAACGAAGUUACAAAAGGGUAUCCUGCCUGAGGAGAGAAACACGAUCCUUAGGGUGCUGUUUAGUAGCAUUUUUGAGGAGCUGUCCUCAUUCAAAAGGAAAUACGAAGUCGAAGGGAACGGCGACAAAAACGAUCGUCUUGCCAAAACCCUAAACGACAGCUUGACUUUACUUCACCAUCUGAUUAGGGAGCUGAUACUCCAGUCGACCUGCCUAAGCACGAUUGACGAUCUGAUCGGUUUGCUGAUAGAGUGGCUUCGUCACGAAAACGAUGAGAUCCGAACUGCAUCGGUGUUGAUUCUGCAAGUGAUAUUCGACACGUAUAUCAAAAACGUCAAACUGAACUACGAAACUCCCAGCAAAUUCGGUCAGAUGGGCUACUUGUUGGGUUUGGUCGUUCCAGGAGUUGCGGAUACCAAUUUCGCGGUGAGGCUCACAACAAUAGAUUGCAUUAAACUCGUGAUACAAAUCCAGGAUUUGUAUGAGGGGCAUACUAUCGAGCCGGACGAUGAAUGCAUGGCUGAUCUGGCGAAUCUUCAGAAUAAUGUAUUAACGAAUGAUAUCAACAUGAUUGUUGAUUACUGUGUUGCAUUAUGCAAUGCAAUAUCGAUGAAGAUUCCUCAUCAUCAUACGAUGCAGUUUGUGGAGAGCCUGUUGGAAGGUUACGAUGACCAGGAGUUCAGGAGUGUAGGGAUAAGCGCAGUGCUGGACGCUUUCUUCGUGAAGAAGGGGCAGGACUUGUACCAGACUAUUGAGAGGAUAAUCGAGGUGAUGCUGAAUACUAUGGAUGCAGUGGGCGAGGACGCACAGCAGCGCUUGAUGAAGCCGCUGACGUCACUGACGCGCCAUCACUCUAACGCAGUGACGGCCGUGCUGUUGGCGCAGAGGAUUCCUUUGAAACCAUGCGUGGUCUCCUGCUGGCGAUACCUGGCGCGCGACGAAGCGUUGUCUGGAGCGAUCGUGGACAACUUCUUACGGCUGAUGACGUCAGUAGAGCUGUACGAGGACCCUUACCAUAUAACUGACAACCAUAUAGCCGCGCUCCAGCCCUUGACUCUAAUAAGUGCAUUAGGAGAAAUGCUUCAAGAGCCGACCAUGAACGAGACCUGUGUGGCCAAGUUCGCAGACCUUUUCUCCGUUCUCUACACAACACUAGCCUGCUACAUAGAAGCGGAACCGCCCGCGUAUUCUCUACCAGCCAACCGCGCGCAAGAGAGGCUCGGUUUUGUCCCCAACAGGGACUCCAUAAAGAUGUCUCCGGCCAAGAUCACUGUGAACACUUUCAACGCGUUUUUGGAGAGGGCUAACUGUUAUAAGGUAAAGGAAGCUUGUUCGCUCUGCCUGAGCAUCGAGCAUGGCGACUCCUCCACCACACUCCUCGAACUGGCUCCUAUCCUAGGGGGUUCCCUGAGCAGGGAAUGCCCCCAACACUUGGCGAGGGUAGUCUCAAAGAUCGCAACUUAUGCGCGCUCGCCGUUACCCCCGCAAAGAUGCGCUGCGCUUGCGCUGUUGGCUGAUCUACUGAACUAUAGAUGCAACAACAACCCAGUUCUCAUAGAGACCGUGCUAGCCACUCUGAACACCGGCUGGAAGGAUGAGCACCCUCGCGUAAGAGCCGUCUGCCUACGAGGUGCCGCUAAUGUAGCUCGUCUCUCUAACUCCCAUCGCGCCAUCGCCCUGCCGCCAGCCCUGGCGGCUUUAAGCCAGGGAGUCGACGCACCGCACACUCAAUCACCAUCAGAUAACGUGCCUCUAGCCGCCAUACAAGGUUUAACCAGGCUUCUAGUAGAGACAGAGAAACUUGACAAGGAGUUCGAACGCGAACUUCUCUCGAUAUCUCAGAAAAUCCGGCCGUUUAUGAACACUGAAUGCGCGCAGCUUAGGGAGGCAUCCAUUAGGCUGUUCGGAGUGAUCGCCGGGAGGGUCAACGCGGAAGGCUUAGCAGAGCAGUCGGUGGCAUCCCUGCCUUGCUUCCUGCUGCAUUUGUGCGAUAACAACCCUGCUGUCGUGAGGGCCAGCAAAUUCACAAUCAAACAAGUGUUCAAAACGUUCAACGUGAAGAAAUCAAACGACCUGGUCCAAACACAUCUCCUGGACGAAGGAAGGCUAUACCUGGACGAGUUCUUAUCAGCGCUGGUCCGUCAGUUGGCUGAGGAGAUGCCAGCCAGUGUGCCCAAGUGUCUGCAGACUGCUGUCAACUACCUCCACUGUGCUAAGGAAGAGAUGAAGCCACACCCACCUUUACUUCUUGGCCUCCUCUACGCCGAGUUAUACCGCAUCAGAGAGAAGGCGUCCGAAGACUCGGAUUUAGACCCGGACGUGACCCGAAGCGCCCGGACACGUCUGCUCCAACUCAUCAAGGAUUCCAAUCCGCUGGUGCGACAGAACUCUGCCCUCGCCCUGGCAAAUAUCAGCCUGGUAAUGGCGCAGGACGGAUGACUGGGCGAGAGGAUAUGCUUCGAGUACAGUCGUGGAAGGUACGUGCUGAGGAUGAAGUAGUUUGGGUUGGGUACAGCGUCAAACAGUUCGUGACACAAAAAGUGUCCAAAAAGUUGAUAAUACAACCUUAUUCCAAUGAGGGUUUUCGCGAAUGAAAGAUCCGCUAGAUGGCGGGACGUGGAUGUGGGGUCUGACUGCUGCGAGAUUGGUGGAUUUUGACAUAUCUGUCAAUGUCAUGUCAAAAAUAACCAAUCAUGCAGCAUUUGGACCUCGCGUCUACGUGCCGCCAUCUGGCGGAUUUUUUAUUCGCGAAAACCCUCAUUGUAACAAAGACGUGUUGCGAACUUUUUGGCUACUUUGGGUGUCACGAACUAUUUGACACUGUACAGCGACAGCACACUACAUUUUUGUUGUAAAGUGAUGCUUAUUGCAACUACGUAAAAUCAAGCAGUGUUUAGCUUAGCGUACUGUCAAAAUGGGACGCGACGUUAAAACGUACAUGUUAUAGAUGACCCACGCUGAACUGUCUCACCAAACUCAAUGACAGGGGGGCGCUACCAUCGUUCAUCUAUAUGGUUUCCAACAUGGCAAAAAUCGGAACCAGCGAUCCGGUAUUGACGGUGGCGCCCCACUGUCAAUGUCAUGCGUAGGACAGUUCAGUAUUUUGGAACUAUAGCGUGCCGUCGUUACAUCACAGUCAAAGUGGAGGGUAGUUGACACAUUUAUGAGAUUACACUAACGCUCGUAUUCACAAACAUUACUAUGAGGUCUCACAGCGCGCGUGGCACACGAACCAAUCGCAGAACGAUUCAACGCUGUGCGUUCGAUUUGCUGAUUUACUUAAGCAAGCAUCGUUUGUGAAUACGGGCGUAAAUCACUUCCUAUCUAGUCCUGAGAAACCCAGUUAGUUUUAAAUUCACAACAUUGUUAAUUCAAUUUCAAAGCUGAAAUUCAAAUUCAAUUCAUAAAUAGUUAUUCCAUUGGGUUAAACAUAUGAUUUCAUUAAGAUUCCUAUUGCUAAGAUCGACGAUUGGUGGUGUCAGCUACCCUAUAAUUAUUUGACGAGUUUAGUGUCAUAGUUAUCCAACUGACAUUUUAAUAAAUGACACGAGAAGUUGAUAUGCGCGUCGUGUGCAUUUAUACAGUGAAAAAAAAAUACAUUUGGAUCACUAUGAUAGCUCAGAAUAAUGUAUUGUCUUUUCGGUCGUUUUAAUAUUUCGAUGUUUAUUUGGUGAUCAUUGUUAUUGCACGAUUUUGUAUUUGUUAAGACAGUUCUGUAUUAAAAAUAUAUUAAAAACGGAUUAAGAACAAUAUUGACGUAAGAUCCCAGUGAACAAAUUGACUUUCAACCUUAUCCUUGAGCAAUAGAGGUCAAAGUAUAUUGGGAUAUGUGUGUCAUAGGUUAAUCUGCUACUGACCGUACAAACUGAAAGAGACUUGUAAUCUUCUAGAAUAUCUUCAUUUGGAUAUUAUAAUGAGAAGUAAAAAUUACCGAUCAUUAAAACAAAAUUUCCUCGAUUGUGCAUCACAUUUAGUUAGAAUUAAAACGCAAUAAACGUAUAAUCCACUGUCAUUUGUCACCAACUUUUACAGUC